AGCGAGGCGGCCACAGUGGCGUUUGUAAAGUUCGCUACAGACUCUAUUUGGGCAAUCUUUCAAUCAAAUCAACUGUGUAUACUUUUCGGGAUCCUCGCAGCUUAAACUCCAUCUCGGCCGUCCGAAAACUCCAUCUCUCUCUCUCUCUCUCUCCCCCCACCCAUUUCUCUCUCUUUAAAACCCAUUUCUCUGUGGAAUUUUCUGCAGAAUCUGAAUUUCCGGCCAAAUUUUUGGUCGGUUAAGAUGGUUUUGCUGAUAUAUUGUAGUGAGGCCAUAGCCUGGGCGCUCGUCUAGUAGCGGCGCUGCUUCCGCCACCAUUCUCUUCAGUAAAUGGGCUGCCUCCAGUCUACAAGAAGAAGACAGGUUCCUGGCCAUGAGGACCCAGUUGCUCUUGCUUCCCAAACAGCUUUUAGUGUUAGUGAAGUUGAAGCACUUUUUGAGCUUUACAAGAGUAUCAGCGGUUCUGUGAUUGAUGAUGGGUUGAUAAGCAAGGAAGAAUUUCAGUUGGCACUUUUUAAGAACAGAAAGAAAGAGAAUCUCUUUGCGAAUCGGAUCUUUGAUCUUUUUGAUGUUAAGCGGAAGGGAGUCAUUGAUUUUGGCGACUUUGUUAGAUCACUUAAUGUCUUCCAUCCCAAUGCUCCUCAAGAAGACAAGAUUGAUUUUUCAUUUAAGCUCUAUGAUUUGGAUAGUACAGGCUACAUUGAGCGCCAAGAGGUCAAGCAAAUGUUAAUUGCACUUCUUUGUGAAUCGGAAAUGAAGUUGGCUGACGAGACCAUUGAAAUAAUACUGGAUAAGACUUUCGUGGAAGCUGAUGUGGACCAAGAUGGGAAGAUAGACAAGUCUGAGUGGCAGAACUUCGUUACCAAGAAUCCGUCAUUAUUGAAAAUCAUGACCCUCCCCUAUCUUAGGGAUAUAACGACGACGUUUCCAAGUUUUGUGUUUAAUUCUGAGGUUGAUGAGAUUGCUACGUAAAUAGGAAAUAUAGCUUUAGGAACAUUCUGCAGUUGGUGUGGAAGACAUUUGGGUGUAAUUCUUUGAACAAAAAAAAAAAAAGACAUUUUGAGAGGAAAAGGAUAGUGAGUUACUGCUUUUAGUUCUGAAAGGUAGGUUUAUGUUUACCCUGCCUAAGAAGGGUUAGUCGCUGCAUAUAGUUAGCCCUAAAUAGGCUUUUGGUUUUGGAAAACAAUUCCAAUUGAAAAUUCGUGCCCAAUUUCCUUUUCAAUAGUAUUCAAUUGAAAUUGUAAAGUGAGAUGUGUAUGCUUCUCAAAUGGAUGCCCAUUUGCUAAGAGCAAUGACAAUUAUAAUAAUAAUAUUCGAAAACAGUUGCAUGGGAA
Molecule: messenger RNA, 1334 nt
Organism: Alnus glutinosa
Lineage: Eukaryota; Viridiplantae; Streptophyta; Magnoliopsida; Fagales; Betulaceae
Product: calcineurin B-like protein 9
Exons: 9
Coding region: 331-972 (213 amino acids)
Biological process (GO): calcium-mediated signaling
Molecular function (GO): calcium ion binding; kinase binding
Source: RefSeq, a predicted model, not a curated record